Messenger RNA from Megalobrama amblycephala (Wuchang bream), 1347 nucleotides. RefSeq names its product tumor necrosis factor a (TNF superfamily, member 2) (gene tnfa). Gene Ontology annotation, molecular function: tumor necrosis factor receptor binding. Gene Ontology annotation, cellular component: membrane. Bases 238 to 960 code for a protein of 240 amino acids. The record is from RefSeq and is a predicted model, not a curated record. NCBI's taxonomy places the organism in Eukaryota, Metazoa, Chordata, Actinopteri, Cypriniformes, Xenocyprididae. Gene Ontology annotation, biological process: immune response. The transcript is spliced from 4 exons.
CCUCUACGUCUCUUGCUCCUCCUACAUCACUGUGGAGUUUCCCCUGCAUGCAGUCUCUGAGCUUUAAAAAGAAUGAAGAACCAGGACAUUCAGAACACAACAGUGACAGACCGACCAAGCACUGAAGUUAUAAACUGCACUGAGGACACUUUACAGAACCUUUUAAAAAGCAUUUUGACAGCAUCUGCAUUUGUACAUAUAGUUUAACUUAAGCUUUCAGAGGACAAACACACAGUAAUGAUGGAGCAUGCCAGUCAGGUAGUGUUGGAUGUUGAAGAUGGAACGCUGCUCUUACCGAGGGUGACGGUGUCGAGGAGGAAGGCUGGCUCUUCAAAGUCAGGCGUAUGGCGGGUGUGUGGGGCUCUUCUUUCUGUGGCCCUGUGUGCUGCCGCUGCUGUCUGCUUCACGCUCAACAAGUCUCAGAGUAAUCAAGAAAGUACAACUGGGCUCAAGCUUACAAUGAGAGAUCAUUUUUCAAAAGCAAAUUUCACUUCCAAGGCAGCCAUCCAUUUAACAGGUGCAUACGACCCUCAAGUCUCUAAUAAAACCCUAGAUUGGAGAGUGAACCAGGACCAGGCUUUCUCUUCAGGCGGCUUGAAAUUAGAAAACAGGGAGAUCAUCAUUCCUGAUGACGGCAUUUACUUCGUCUACAGCCAGGUCUCUUUCCACAUCAGCUGCUCGUCUGACAGGACUGAGGACCAAGACAUUGUGCAUAUGAGCCAUUUGGUUUUGCGCUAUUCUGAUUCCUAUGGAGGCUACAAGCCGCUUUUCAGCGCUAUCCGCUCCGCCUGUGUGCACGCCGGGUCUGACAGUGACGAUCUGUCGUACAACACAAUUUAUCUUGGUGCGGCCUUCCAAUUACAAGCCAGAGACAGACUGCUCACCGAGACGACAUCACUACUCCUGCCCCGUGUCGAAAAUGAAAACGGAAAGACCUUUUUUGGGGUGUUUGCACUGUGAGUAUAGAUGGACAUUAAGCAAAACUUGAAAAGUAAGGAAAGAAUGGAAACCUGUGGAGAGGAAAGGAAUUUCCUGAGCUUCCACUGCAAUGACACACACAAAAAAAGAGACUAAACUGACUUCUAGCCACUGUUUUAUAUUAAAACUCUAACUCUAUUUAACUUAUGGAUCAGAAGCACACAUAUAUAUGUAGGGGAAAACAUGGGCAUUUUGUGUUCAUUUUUAAAGCUAUCCAGGUUAUUUAUAUGUUUGUUAAAAUAUGAAUGUAUUUAUUGUGUUAUUAAUUUAUUGCAAUAUUUAUUCAAUGAAUUUAUUUAUUAAAAGAAUAUCUUCUGCACUUCCACUGUAAUUAAAUUCAAAUUUUAAUAAAUCUAAAACCAAAUGAAA